Ornithodoros turicata is the source of this 4119-nucleotide messenger RNA. It is a transcript of the gene Myo31DF, whose product is annotated as unconventional myosin ID-like. The transcript has 22 exons. Gene Ontology annotation, cellular component: vesicle; plasma membrane; cytoplasm. Gene Ontology annotation, molecular function: ATP binding; microfilament motor activity; actin filament binding. NCBI's taxonomy places the organism in Eukaryota, Metazoa, Arthropoda, Arachnida, Ixodida, Argasidae. The record is from RefSeq and is a predicted model, not a curated record. Gene Ontology annotation, biological process: vesicle transport along actin filament; actin filament organization. Bases 118 to 3135 code for a protein of 1005 amino acids.
GGGGGAAAGAGAUUCCAAGUAGAGGAGGCAGGCGAGGUGCGCCGGUGGACCCCGAAGGGCCCCGUGUGUUUCUUCCUGUGUUGUGUUCCGUCGUGCUCGCUUCUGUACCGAGCCACAAUGGCCGGUUUCGAAGAUGUCGGCAUCGGAGACUUUGUUCUCUUGGAAAACAUCACAUUGGAUGCGUUUAUGGAUAACCUCAAAGUGAGAUACAACGGUGGGAAAGUUUAUACGUACAUUGGAGAAGUAUGCGUCUCCGUCAACCCGUACCGCACCAUGAACAUCUAUGGCGCGGACCAAGUAAACGAUUACAAAGGAAGGGAAAUAUUCGAACGUCCACCGCACAUAUUCGCCAUUGCGGACGCUGCCUACAAGGAGAUGAAGCGGAAAUCCAGGGAUACCUGCAUAGUCAUUUCAGGUGAGAGUGGCUCCGGGAAGACGGAAGCCUCAAAGAUCAUCAUGAGGUACAUCGCCGCAAUCACGAACGUCACCGGGCAGCAGGAAAUUGAAAGGGUGAAGAACAUCCUGCUCCAGUCUAACUGCAUAUUAGAAGCUUUUGGAAACGCAAAGACGAACCGCAACGACAAUUCAAGUCGUUUCGGGAAAUAUAUGGACAUCAACUUUGACUUCAAAGGCGAGCCAUUGGGAGGCCAUAUCAACAACUAUCUCUUAGAAAAAUCCCGAGUGAUCUACCAGCAACCAGGCGAACGAAACUUCCACGCCUUCUACCACCUCUUGUACGGCGCACCGGAUGGCAUGCUCUCCGACUUCGGGCUGAAACAUGAACCGCAAAAGUACUUCUACACAAAACAAGGAGAUUGUCCAAAGGUCAACACUAUCAACGAUAGAGCAGAUUACAAGCAAGUCUGCUCCGCUUUCAAGGUGCUAGGGUUUUCUCAGGAACACUGUGACACACUGUGGAAGAUUGUAGCCGCCAUCAUUCACCUGGGCGAGGUGGAAUUUGUAUUGGACGGCGACGAGGCGAAGGUGAAAGGGAGUUUAGACCGUCUGGCCAAAUUGUUCGCAGUGCCGAAGGACAUGUUACACAGGACCCUCUGCCAACGAGUCAUUGCUGCAGGGGGUGAAGUCAUGGAAAAGGCACAUACUGUUUCUGAAGCCCUCUACGGCAGGGACGCUCUGGCAAAGGCUGUCUAUGAAAGGAUGUUCUCCUGGAUAGUCGGCCGAGUAAAUGAAGCGAUUCAGGUGCAGUCCAACGGUUAUGGGACGAAAAAGAACACUGUCAUCGGCGUGCUUGACAUUUACGGCUUCGAAAUCUUCGACAACAACAGCUUCGAGCAACUGUGCAUCAAUUACUGCAACGAGAAGCUGCAGCAGCUCUUCAUUGAACUGGUGCUCAAGCAAGAACAAGAGGAAUAUCGUAAAGAAGGGAUCGAAUGGCAAGAUGUGAAAUACUUCAACAACCGCAUUAUCUGUGAUCUGGUGGAGGAGCCGCAUCGAGGAAUACUAGCCAUUGCUGAUGAAGCCUGUCUGCAAGUUGGCAAAGUUAACGAUGUGAUGCUUCUGGAAUCUAUGGACAAAAAGUUGGCGAACCACAAGCACUACACGAGUCGGAGGCUUUCACCAACAGACAAAGCACUGGAGCAUCAAAAACACUUCAAAAUUAUUCACUAUGCCGGCGAUGUGACAUACUCUAUCGAAAACUUCAUCGACAAGAACAAAGAUACGCUGUACCAAGACUUUAAGAGGCUACUCUACAACAGCUCGGAUCCACUGAUAAAGGAGAUGUGGCCAGAGGGCGCUCAAAAUGUGAACCAGGUGAACAAGCGACCACUCACAGCAGGAACCUUGUUCAAGAACUCGAUGAUUGCACUUGUGCAGAAUCUGGCUUCCAAGGAACCUUUUUAUGUCCGUUGCAUCAAGCCAAAUGAACAAAAAUCACCCUUGCUGUUCGACGAUGAGCGGGUCAGGCAUCAAGUUGGAUACUUAGGUCUCUUGGAGAACGUGCGCGUUCGCAGAGCGGGCUUCGCAUACAGGCAGGACUAUGCACGCUUUCUCAGAAGGUACAAAAUGAUCACACAGUUUACAUGGCCCAACUUCUACGGUGGAAGCGAACAAGAAGGCUGUCGUGUGAUCAUCGAUGAGCUUGGCUUCGGAAAGGACGUCAAGUAUGGGAAGACGAAGAUCUUCAUCCGUUCUCCACAGACACUGAGCAGGCUUGAAAAUGAGAGGCUCAACAUUAUUCCUCGCAUCGUUAUCUUCUUGCAAAAGAUGUGGAGAGGUGCAAUUGCCAGGAUGCACUACCGAAAAAUCAAAGCUGGACGCAAGAUCCUGGCGCACUAUCGCAAGUACCGGACAAGAAAGUACAUCAGUGACUUGCGCGUGUGCUUUAGGAACGUGCAUCAGAUGGAAGACUACGGCAAGAACAUCGCUUGGCCACCGCCCCCUUGUGUGGUCAAGGACGCUGUACCUGGCCUCAAGGUGAUGUUUGCAAGAUGGCGAGGGUGCAUGCUUCUACGCAAAGUCCCACGGACCGAAUGGCCCCAGCUGCGACUGAAGGUGACCGCUGCAGAUGUUCUCGCAGGACGACGACCCCACUGGGGGCUUUCGAGGACAUGGCGAGGAAACUACCUUGCAGAUACAUCUGAAAACGACGCAUGCCUACCAUACAUCACAUCUGUCACUGGACUAAAGACAAAGGACAAGUUCGAUAAGAUCGUCUUCUCGAGCUUUGUGAAGAAGGUAAACAAACACAAUCAGCCAGCAGACAGGGUACUGGUGGUCACUGACACGGGCAUCUACAAGUUAGAUAACAAGAAGUUCAAGUCCCUACGUUCGGCUAUUCCCAUCACCGAUCUGACAGGAAUCAGUGUAACCCCAGGAAAUGAUCAGUUAGCCGUUCUGCACCUUCGAGGCAACAACGACUUGGUCAUCUGCCUGGUUAACUCAGCCUCACCAUCGGAUUCACAUCGUGUUGGAGAGCUGGUGGGAACGGUUGUUAGGCAGUGGCAAAGGACGCAAAGCAGAAACCUACGAGUGAUGGUCUCAAACCAACCGCAGUGUAUGCUGGGAGGAAAAUCAAAAACAAUAUCCGUGGAAACGACGUCCAGUGUGACGACACCAACGUUCAAGAAGGCUGCCGCCAACUGCAUACUUCUCCUGUGGCCAUCCAGCUCCUGAGGUUACUGCAACGAACUGCUCAAAAUCAAACAUUCUGCACCACCUGUAGUUUGCAAGUCAGAAGGCAAUGGUGUUAUAAUUGUAUUUAUAUACUUUUAAUUUACGAGCCUUUGCAAACUGAUGCAAUUCAAACUUGUCAUUUUUUUUAGUCCGGCCCUAAAAUGAGUUCGGGGUGGAAUUCAGUGGCACGUUCAGUUGUGAGUGAGAGCUUUGGGUGUGUGAGAAAAACACAUGACAACUUCAUAUUUUAGUUUUAUUGACAUUGUUUCUAACUUGUCAUGUAAGAAAGACACUAUGGAGCUUCUACUAAACAAUUAUUCACUGAUGCAAAAUAAUUUCUUUCGAUCGGUAUGCUAGAUAGCAUUCGACAAACAUCUAUGCAGAUGUGUGCUUUUUAGGGCCACUUGUAUAGUGACACUAGCUUAGCUGGGAAGCAUGAAUGACAAUUUGAUGUGUCCGCAUACUUAAAUAGCGCUGUAUAGUGUUUCGUGGAAAUGCAUGGAGCAUGUGUACAUAGAUAGUUAUUGAAUGGGAACCAGAAAACGCCUCCUGUGUCUCCUGAAGUGCUCAUGAAGGUCUUGCUUUGCACGUGAAAACGCUUGAUGAAACAUUAUAGAUAGCCUAAAACAAUAUGUAUAGCUUUUUUUCGUGUGUAAUAUUGUUGCCUCUUUUAUGUUGUUUUGGUUACAACAUCAACAAAGUGUGCCUUUGACGUGCCGGAGGAAUCUACGACGUUUCUCUAAUGAAUUAGAGAAUUGCAAAUGAAUUGUGUAACAUACAUCAGUGCCAAACGUAUAUCGUUGCUGUAUCGACUAUAAUGGUCAAUACCACGUCGCGCUGUUGAUGGGGUGUACGUGACAUAGCCCUUUUCGAGAGCCUUGAAUGCACUGUAUUUUAAUGAAAUGUGUUGUGCAAAUUUGUGACAACGAAGUUGUGCUUUGAACCCUCACGAGAUGGAAGAGAGUAAAAUAUUAUUUUACAUAA